Messenger RNA from Sorex fumeus (smoky shrew), 921 nucleotides. RefSeq names its product splA/ryanodine receptor domain and SOCS box containing 2 (gene SPSB2). Gene Ontology annotation, biological process: intracellular signal transduction; proteasome-mediated ubiquitin-dependent protein catabolic process. NCBI's taxonomy places the organism in Eukaryota, Metazoa, Chordata, Mammalia, Eulipotyphla, Soricidae. The record is from RefSeq and is a predicted model, not a curated record. Bases 70 to 864 code for a protein of 264 amino acids. Gene Ontology annotation, cellular component: SCF ubiquitin ligase complex. Gene Ontology annotation, molecular function: protein binding. The transcript has 2 exons.
GUCGCUCCCGCGCGGGGCCCCAGACGCGGCAGCCGGCGUCCCGGGGAGCCCUCCACGCCCCGCACCCCCAUGGGCCAGGCGGCCCUGGCCGCGGGCAGCAGCGGCACCCCGAGCCCGCGGGCCCCGUACCCCGACCUCUCCUGCCCCCGGGGCCUCGAGGAGCUGCUCUCGGCGCCCCCUCCGGACCUGGGCACGCAGCGGCUGCACGGCUGGAACCCCGACGACUGCUCCGAGAACAUCGAGGUCCAGGACGGGGGCUUGUGCUUCGAGCGGCGGCCGGUGGCCCAGAGCACCGACGGCGCCCGGGGCAAGAGGGGCUACUCCCGGGGCCUGCACGCCUGGGAGAUCGGCUGGCCCCGCGAGCAGAGGGGCACCCACGCCGUGGUGGGCGUGGCCACGGCGCUGGCACCCCUGCAGGCCGACCGCUACGCGGCGCUGCUGGGCAGCGACGGCGAGUCGUGGGGCUGGGACCUCGGGCGGGGGACGCUGUGUCAUCAGAGCAAGGGGCCCGGGGCCCCCCACUACCCCGCCGCCGGGCCGCAGGACGCGCCGCUGGAGGUGCCGGAGAGGCUGCUGGUGGUACUGGACAUGGAGGAGGGCACCCUGGGCUACGCCAUUGGGGGCACCUACCUGGGCCCCGCCUUCCGCGGACUCAAGGGCAGGACCCUGUACCCGGCCGUGAGUGCGGUCUGGGGCCAGUGCCAGGUCCGCAUCCGCUACCUGGGCGAGAGGCGAGGGGAGCCACACACCCUCCUGCACCUGAGCCGCCUGUGUGUCCGCCAAGCGCUAGGGGACUCCCGGCUUGGCCAGGUGUCCGCUCUGCCCCUGCCCCCUGCCAUGAAGCGGUACCUGCUCUACCAGUGAACCCCAGGACCCGGAGUGCGCUGACGCCUGGACAUGACCCUCCAUUCUCUCCAGGGG